AUGAGGAGAGAUCGAGAGCGUGAACGGGCGCUUUUGGAGAGGCGUAAAUCAGAUAUAGCCAUUCAUACAGCCCAUCAUACCACAAAGGAUCUGUUCCCCCGCCAUAGCUCCCUCGAUAUCCGGAGCAGCGCAUCUGAUAUCGCCCGUGGGGUACAAAUGAACGGGAACGGCCACGUCAAUGGGAAAAGCACCAGACGAUCCCAAAGCCUCCAUCGUCACCUCGUCCAACUCGAUGACAUCGACCUCGACUUAUCCUCAUCAGACGAAGACCGCGCCCGGGCCCGCACCUCCGAGAUCUACAUGACCCGCAUAGACUCCUGGUCCGGCGCCCAGGUCCUGCAAGCCGUGCACGACAUCAACAGCGAGAUCCUCCAAUUCGCAGCAUCAGCCACCGAGAUCUUCUCCUUCUCCCCUUCCCCUUCUUCCUCUGGCGCAUCCUCAUCACGCUCAAUCCAAGCAAUGCACGACACCUCCGCACGCAUCGGGCCAAACCUAACCCGGAUCCUCUCAAACAGGGAUCACUCCCAAGACCCCAUCCUCGUCCAACUAGCGCUCCAAUCCUGCGUAUCCCUCUGCAUAGCUCGGGCUUUCACCUCCUUCUGCAUCGGGCUCCCUUCGAAAUCAGACGGCGUCUUAUCCCAGAUCUACGCGCGCAUGAGGGCGAGCGAGCCUCAACCCACCGCAUCAAAGUGGCGUGCGCUGGCUCAUGCGCAUGUACACGCUAUAUACCCGACGUUGACGGAAUAUUCGAUUAAUGAGUUGAGUGAUACGAUAUUAAGGUGGACUGCGGAUAUUUUUUUGAUUACGGGGUGUCAUCAUCCGCCUGAUGCGUCACAUACGCCGUCAUCCUCACCGCAAUCAGUGAGAUCGAUAUCGGUCUCCCCGCCCUCUACGCGCUCCACCACCACCACCACCACCACCAUGGACACCGCUUCCGCCCUCCGCGCCCGGUUCACAGAGCAAGUCCGCCGUAUCUCAAAGGCAGUACUCAAACUCGAAAAAGUAGCGAGACAAGAAACGAUGUCAACAUCCUUCGAAGUCGUCGUAGCCGAUCCUUUACACCCCCUAUUCGUCCCCGAGGGGAUGCAGGAUGCGUUUGGGGAGUAUGGGCCUAGUAAAGGUGCUGUGCUUGCUACGACGGAGUUGGGAUUGAGAGCGACUUUCGAUGAGUCGAUGUUGGCGAUGUUUGGUUUUCGUUGCAUGGUUUUGUCGGACCACGACGAUCAGCCUCAAAACAAGGUGCUCACAAGGUCAAGGAUUCCAGAAUCAGAAUCUAACACGCCCUUAUUGUCGUCAGUGAACAUUUUCAUUUUGACAGAUGUGCGCCUCCUUGCAAUCGCGUGUAUUCCGAACGGUCUCCGUGUUAAAAGCGCUCUACAUGUACACUUCCGCCUUGCGCUGUGCAUCUAUCCUCGACCAUGCUCGAUACUGGGUGUUUUUCUUGGCUCACGCGACGGCUUUCGAAAAAGGAGAUUGCGGGUUGUGAGGACCACCCCGGGCACCGAGUUUCAGAACAGUACCGAAAACUUGCCGGAGGGCAAACGAGUCACUGUUUUGGAUGUAGCUGAGGAGACACGAGGCGCGGUGACGACGUCCAGUGGGAUCAUGCUCAAUACUGGGCGUUUUUCUUGGCUCACGCAACGGCUUUGGAAAAGGAAGAUUGCGGAUUGUGCGGGCUACCCCGAGGUUCAGUACAGUACCAAAAAUCUGCCGGAGGUUGAACGAGUGAUCCGCUUGGAUGUAGUUGAGGAGACACGGGACACGGUAACGAUAUACAACGGGGAAUCGUCCGGAGACAAUCGAGCGGCUGUUCCUACGACUACAGAGUACCUCACUGCCGCCGUGAAAAAUGUUCUAACGCUGCUACAAAGUGUAUCCACUGUUAUACCCGUACCUCUGCUGAAAGAAUCGUGCCAGGUCGCGUCGAAAGUCAUUGAACUAUACGAGCACUCUCCAGACAAUUUACAGGGAUUUGGAGGAGAUCGGUGGGCAGAACAAAUUGAAACUAUUCUUCACAGAUUUGAAUAUGGGGAAGCUCGAAGACUGCGUGAAAAGGCUGUCAUCUGCCAUGGAGACAUUUAUGCCGCCAAAGUAGACGAAAAAUGGAGGCACGAUGAAAUACACCUGGUUGUUCAGCAACAAAUGCCUCUCAAGCCGGAGAUAUUUCACGGACGCGAAAUCCCUGUCCAAGAGAUUGCUCGACUCCUCAUCAAAGAGGAAUCUUCCCGUGUUUGCAUUUUAGGCCCAGGAGGAAUGGGAAAAACUUCAGUUUCCCUUGCCGUUGUUGAAUCAGACUGCAUCAAAAACCACUUCUCCCCCGAACAUCUUUUCUGGGUUCCCUGUAUCGAAGCAACAUCCGCGACCCUCCUCCUUGAGCUCUUAUACACCCAACUCCAAAUACCACGAAACAAGCCUAUCACGCUCUCAGAGAUCGUCUCUCAACUCGAUGUCUCCACCCAACCCCGCCUCAUCCUACUUGAUAACUUCGAGACGCCAUGGAACACACCGGACGCAGAGCGGAAAGUCGGUGUCAUCCUCCGAAAGCUAGGCGAGCUGAAGCAUGUUUCCAUCCUCGUCACCAUGCUUGCAAACCAAGCUCCCCGUGACAAAGCCAUCAUUUGGCAGUCGAGGGUCAUCCAACCUACCGACGAAGAGACAUCCCUCCGCAUCUUCCGCGACAUCAACCCGGAUUCGGAGAACGAACCAGACGCAGAUGUCAAGGCGUUGCUGACCAGGCUGGGACACAUGCCUUUCGCUGUGACCCUCAUUGCGAAUCUUGGGAAACAAGGGCAGUCAACAGCGAAGGAGUUAUUGCAUGCGUGGACGAAGUUCGGGCCCAACAUCCUCCCAGAGCAGAACGAACAAAGCAUGAACAGGAGUAUCAGCCUUUCCGUCGAUGGAUCCGUCGUCCAGAAAAAUCCAAACGCUAACCUCCUUCUCAAAGUCCUCUCAUUAUUACCAGUAGGAACGACGAAAGAGAACCUAUCCUGGUGGGCACCAACUCUUGAGAAAUUUAUGAUUCCCUCUGCCAUUGCCGGCCUAUCAGCUGCAGCUCUACUGGUCCAGCAACCCACCACCACCCCCAAAGUUCUCUCAUCAUCUAUAGCAGUAACGACGAAAGAGAAAGUCUCCUGGUGCGCACCAACUCUUGAGGAAAUUAUGGAGGAAAUUAAUCCCUCUGCAAUUGCCGGCGUAUCGUUUCCCUUUGCAAUUCCAUCGAUUCCCUCUGCAAUUCCCGGCCUAUCAGCUGCAGCUCUACCAGUCAAGCAAUCCACCACCUCCCCCGUGCUCUCCCUACCACCUGUUGUUCAAUCGUUCAUGCAGCAGCAAAAUCGAAUCGAGGAGGAUGUCCGAACCGCCAUUUUCACGUCGUGCUGCGAUUACGUCAUAGCUAACGCAUGCCGCGAUGACGAUCGCCGAUUCCGCGCCAAUGCAAAGAAACUCGCAGCUGAAGAUGCCAACAUCCGAUCUGUCCUUUUCAGCCAUUUACCCUCCUCCAAUCUAUCUGAAAAGACUAUCAAAGCGUUCAUUGCCCUCAGCUGGCAUUACUGCGACAGGGGGUCGAAUCCAGAGAUCGCCAGCCGUACAGUAGAAGCGGCCAAAGCCUUUGGGGUAAAGAAAUACAUUGCAUCAGCGCUGUGGUGCCUAGGAAGGACAUACUACAAUGUCCGCGACCAUCUCGCCUAUGACAACUUACAACAAGCUUACCAACUUUUCAACGCCCUUCCCCCUGAUAACGUCACCCAACGAUUUGGUGGCCAAUGCGGUAUCGACUUCGUCAACUGUGCCCAAAUCUACCUUGAGCAGAGCAAGGUGGUCUCUUUGGCGAGGGAUGUAGAAGCGAGGUGUGCCACCCUCUCUGACAACCUCGUACAUGCCCAGAGUCUCGUGUGCCUUGGGAAUGUCCUGUGCAUAGCUGGGCAGUACUCAGAUGCGCUCCACUCCUUAAGCCAAGCCAUAACCCUCUUGAAAGUUUUGAACGAUAAUACGAACCUCGCAUAUGCGUAUGAAAUCACCGCCCAGGUGCAUUGUCGCCGACACCAGCUCAAAGACGCGUUGGAGGCUGUUCGUACAGCGUCGAAGUACGCGAAGUUGAGUGACAAACCAUGUGCUCCCUGGGGUAGUGCCGUUCGGUGA
Molecule: messenger RNA, 4137 nt
Organism: Laccaria bicolor S238N-H82
Lineage: Eukaryota; Fungi; Basidiomycota; Agaricomycetes; Agaricales; Hydnangiaceae
Exons: 7
Coding region: 1-4137 (1378 amino acids)
Molecular function (GO): protein binding
Source: RefSeq, a predicted model, not a curated record